GCCCCUCCUCUGCGCUCCGGGAAUGCUGGGUUGUUUACAUUACUGGCACACGGGUCAGAAGUGCGGUGUGAUGAGGGGGGCCUAGUGGAGAGAGACUGUCUGAAAACACGUACACAUCUCGACUGGCUCUGCAGCAGCCGCAGUAGAGGCUCUCUCUCUCUCUCUCUCUCUCUCUCUCUCUCUCCCCCUCUUUAAAAAACAAAACUUUACAGCGCUCAAGCAACAGUGCCACGCAGGAAGAGAGGGCCCGACGAGUCGACUUUUUGAAGCGCCCUUGGAAAGAAAAGGGAAAGUCAAAACAAAGACGACCGCCAUAACCAUCAGGAGAAGCUCUCAACGUGAAGAAGGAACAGCUUAGCAACAGAGUCCCACUUCCUGAGGUGUAAAGGAUCAAGCUCCUGACACCAUGGAUAUGGACACCCAGCCACAAGGACAGCAAGCAGCCGUGCCAGUGUUUCAACCCCAGAAACCAUUGCAGCCAGAUAUGGGCCAUAACUCACUGGCUAACUUCCAGAUUGAGAAGAAGAUUGGUCGCGGCCAGUUCAGUGAGGUUUACCGGGCGACGUACCUGCUAGACAACACAUCAGUGGCCCUGAAGAAAGUCCAGAUAUUCGACUUGAUGGAUGCCAAAGCUCGGCAAGAUUGCAUCAAAGAGAUAGAUCUCCUAAAGCAAUUGAACCACCCCAAUGUGAUAAAGUACCAUGCAUCUUUUAUUGAGGACAAUGAGCUGAACAUUGUACUGGAGCUAGCAGAUGCUGGGGACCUCUCACGUAUGAUCAAGCACUUUAAGAAGCAAAGGAGGCUUAUCCCAGAGAGAACAGUGUGGAAGUACUUUGUCCAGCUCUGCAGUGCGCUUGAACACAUGCACUCCCGGAGAGUCAUGCACAGAGAUAUCAAGCCAGCCAAUGUAUUCAUCACAGCUACAGGAGUAGUGAAACUAGGAGACUUGGGACUGGGACGAUUCUUCAGCUCCAAAACCACCGCUGCUCACUCUCUAGUGGGUACUCCUUACUACAUGUCACCGGAGAGGAUACAUGAAAACGGAUACAACUUCAAAUCUGACAUCUGGUCGCUAGGAUGCCUGCUCUACGAGAUGGCAGCCCUACAGAGUCCGUUUUACGGGGAUAAGAUGAACCUUUACUCCCUUUGUAAGAAGAUAGAACAGUGCGACUACCCCCCUCUUCCCUCAGAUCACUACUCAGAGGAGCUAAGGAAACUGGUAGAUAUGUGCAUCAACCCCGACCCGGAGAAGAGGCCGGACAUCACCUACGUGUACGACAUUGCCAAACACAUGCAGAACAUGACACAGGGCAGCUAAGCCCAGAGUUACACACACUAUAGCUUGCAGAACACCUCCCCACCUCCUCCCUCGCUUUUCAUGCUGGACUCAUACACAUCUAUCAGCUUUUAUGUAAUAACUUACUCCAGAGCUCCUUGUGAUAAGUAGUGCUGUACAUGUAACAGAUUUUUUUCCAAGGUGGUGGUACAGUAUAUAACAUAACUGACAGUCAAAAUCUUUUCUGCCCUAGGAGAAAGAUUAAAGAGAUUACACUUUUUUGUCAGAUGGACCCCCCCCCCCAUCCCCUAGACUUCAGUAAUGGUACAGCACUGAAAAUCAGUGUCUAUAGCUUUGAAACACAUUUCCUCACCGUUCAUCAGCUGCUGCUACUAGCAGAUGUUAUUUAAAGCAGAUGUACUGGAAAUCUGUAAAAUUAGCCAAAAAAAAAAAUGUUAUGUGUUACUUCCAAAUCUCAAAACAGUUCAAUGCAAAUAUUCUUAAAAAAUCUUUGUUUGUAGGCUUUUAGUGGGUCUCAUGAGACCUGUAGCCAGCAAAUGGUGCAAAAAAGAUGAUGGAAACUUUGAAAGCAAUUGCAAAAAUUUGAGUGUAGAGAUUUUCACUCAGUGGCAGAAAACUGAGAGGCGUAACAGAGUGUUAUUGAUGGUUGAAGUGUUGUUGUGUUGCACUUUUUACCCUGGUACUGGAAGGCUGGCAGGGUGAUCAUGUCUAAUGAAUGUAUUAGGAAAGGAAGGAUCAUUUAGAGGGUAGACUAGAGACGUGCUGGGGGGAGAACAUGGACACAUGUCUCCACAACACUUUGAAUGUAAGUCAUUUUGACACCUAUGUAUUGUCUUUGAAAAUUUCAGAAUGCCUCUUUUUUGCCAGCCUAGAAGGAGUGGUAGAAACUAUAACAAAAGCAGUUUUAAAUCUGCUGUUUACCUUAGUCACUGACACCAAACUAUUUCCUCUUUGGUUCAAUUUGAACAACAUAUAUUUCUAUUAGAGUGUGCGAUUUGUCUUGUUUCAUUAUUAGUGAUGGUAAAUCACAAUGAAGACAUGAAAAAAAUCAAAACACUUAGUUCUCCAUCAUGGUUGGGUGCAGUGGUUCCCAACCUUUUAGGCCUGUGACCCCUUGUCACAUGUUACAUUGUCUACCAGUUAAGUUACAGAUCAUUGUGUUGAUUCAUUGUUUAUCAUUUUGUCCACAUAAUGUCAGAAAAUAGCGAAAAAUAUCCAUAAAGCUCUCUUACAUCUUCAGAUGUCUAGUUUUGUCUGAUUAACAGUCCAAAACCCAAAGAUAUUCAGUUUAUCAUCAUGUUCAACAAAGAAAAGCAAUAAAU
Messenger RNA from Thunnus maccoyii (southern bluefin tuna), 2619 nucleotides. RefSeq names its product NIMA-related kinase 7 (gene nek7). The record is from RefSeq and is a predicted model, not a curated record. Lineage: Eukaryota; Metazoa; Chordata; Actinopteri; Scombriformes; Scombridae. Bases 407 to 1318 code for a protein of 303 amino acids. The transcript is spliced from 10 exons. Gene Ontology annotation, molecular function: protein kinase activity; ATP binding. Gene Ontology annotation, biological process: protein phosphorylation.